UCCUGCAAAUUAGGGGCAAUUGACCUGGAUAGAGUGAGGAACUGAGGGGAGGGGAGUAUCUUUAUUAUUUUCUUUAGAAGUAGAAGAAGCAGCAACAGCACCAUGGAUUGGCGUUUGCGGCAGAGCCGCUACCGCUUCAUCUCUUCAAUGGAGAGCAUUGUGGACAAGUACAACUUUGCCUUUGAAGAUGAUAUAGUUGUCUCUAUCAAAUCACUGACUUAUCAGACACAGGAUGGACCAAGAAUUUGGGGAGAAGAUGAUGAAAUUUUAGAUGUGUCUUAUGAGAACAGUAUACAAUGCCAGGAAAACAUAGUGCAAAAGCAGAAUUCUGAUUUUGAAGAAGACUCUACAGAUGAUCAGACAUUUGAGGAAGGCCAGUUCACCAGCUUAAAUGAAGAGAGUCAACUCAGUCCAGAUAGCAAAGGGAAGGCUGAGUUGGCGUCUGUUAAAUGUCAGUUGGCCAAUAUACAUAUCCAGGCUACAAAACCAAAAAGUAUUUUUCGGUUAUCUCCCUUGCAGCAAAGAAAGAAAUUGGAAAAUAAAUCCUUAAUCGGGUAUGAUACAAUCCAGAGGAAGCAGUUGUCCCCUUUAUCCCUGAGAUCUCCAGAACUGUCCAUUUCUGCUGCUUCACAUUCAGAGCUCGGGAUUAUGCCUAAAAACCAAUCGCUUCUUAAUAAUGGAACUGGCCAGAGUAGCUUUUUAGAAAUGUAUGAAUCUGCAGAUGAAAACUGUUCGUGGAAUAAUGUCACAAUAGCAGAUUUGUAUCCAGGAAUGGUAAAAAAUCUUAGCAGACUGUUCGGUAAAGUAUCCCAAAAAUCUUUUUCAAAUUCAUUAACUGAGCGAUACAAAUACAGAUAUUGUCAUUCUAAAAAAGCAAAAUUUAAUACCAACAAAGAGAAAACAAGAAAGUUCAGAGUACUAAAUCUGACACCUCGUUUCAUUGUUGAAAACAAGAAAUUAUCUAAAGGAAGUAAUGGCGACAGAAGUCCUUUUUACAAUUCAAAGCGUCAGAUACAAUGCUCAGAAAAAAGUAUUUACAGAAUAGAAUCUGCUGGAUCUCAGAACUCAGAUAGAAUGAUAAUAGACUGUUCUGGUAUUGCAGAAGAUUAUUCAUACAGUGAAAGUACUGGAAAACGUGUUACAGAGGAAACUUUUCCCCCUAGAACUCUUUGUGCAGAUAAAACAUUUUUGGUCAAUAAUACAACUUGUUUCCCUUUAUCUUCAAACAAUGUAAAAAAGAAUCAAAGUUUUGAAGAUUUUUCCCAUACAUUUUGCACUGCAGAUUUAGAUACAACAUUUAAUCCAAAAGCAGAAAGAGAAACUGGCGAACUGAGUACUAUGGCAUUCAAAACUACUUCAAGUUUAAGUUUGUCCUUGAACGGCAAAACAAAUUCCAUUUUACAAGGAAGCAAGUCUCCAGUGAAAACCUGUAACAGACUAAAAAAUCAUGAAAUUAAAACUUUCACUGCCACUGUGUCACUACCACGAAGUCAUUCUUUUUCAUCAUUUCAUGUUAACCGAAGUCCAAUUUCUUAUAAACAGAAAUAUGAAGAUGCAUUUGAAAAAUUAUAUAAGGAAUUGUGUUCUCCAAAGCCACAGAAACCAUUUAAGUGUUCAAAUAUAUACGUGAGCCCUAGAAACUCUGCAGACAUACACAUUUCGGGUUUAGAUAAUCUGUCCUCAAAUUUCCCUAAAAAAGCAAACAGUACGAUUGAAGAUCUGUACCAGAAAUUAUGUUCUGAAGGUUUUCCCAAAUUUCCAACAUUUCUAAGAGCAGCAAAUUUAAAAAAAUAUGAAGGAGUACAGAUAUCUGAAACUGUAAAUGCCCUUGUUAAUUCUCCAAUAAGAACUCUGCCUGCUGUUGCCAGAAUUAAAAGAGCGGCACAUUUUCGUAAUGAAGAUUCUCAGUAUUCGCCUUUUAAAAGGUUAAAAAAUAAAUGUAGUAAUUCUUACAAAAUAUAUCAGAAAUUUCCUUGCUGGAAAACCAUUAGAAAUGACGCAGCGUUCACAUUGCAUUCACCUGUUAAAAACAGUUUGGCAUCAAAUACGAAUUAUGGAGGUUCUGUUUCUUCAGGCCAUGGCUUUUUGGCCACUUCAGUUGCUGAUAUGGAAGAGUCUGGGAUUUCAGAUAUGAAUGAAAAUAUUCCCAGGUAUUUGCGGGAUCGUGAGUUUUCAAGAAAGUCACAGAAUUUUAUACCAAAAGUUUCCAGAAAGCUAAGCUAUAAUGAUGGGAGAAUCAGAAGCAGUGAAUUCAUACAGAAGGAUUAUGAGGAAACAUUUCUGGAAGGAUUUGGAGAGGAAAAUGAUAUUUUUUAACAAAAUAUAUUUUAAUCCCAGUAAUUUCUAAACAGAACACAAAUUAAGUGGAAUAUUCCUGAAUUAAGGUAGUAAAAUAUUUUCACCACUUCUUUAACUCUUUAACUCAUCAGCUUUAGCACAGGGCAAUAGACCUAAAAGACUGCAGUGAAAAUGGAGAAAUAACAACUACUAAUAUAGUUCAGCAUUCAUCUCUAUGCAAUUAUUCUAUGUCAUUUGAAAGUUAUGGAGAUAAUGGAAACUGUUUCUAAAAUUCAACAGUUCAUUAAUUGGUUUUUGCCUUCUUGGUGAUUUAUUCAGCUUAAGUGACUAUAAGAAACAUCUUUUGUGGUACUUAAUUUGUUUAAUCUGCACCUCUAGAAAAAGGUUAUUGGAAGUUGGGGCAUAAUCAAGAUUUAAAUGUGUUUUUAUAUAGUGCUUUUAACUUACUAUUCAAUAAGGUCAUGCUUUAGGAAAAAUCUUUAUUUCAUUGAUAAAGAGUAAAUAUGAAAAUAUCCAUUUUUGUAUUUUUAUUUUAUUUUAAAUGUACCUAAUAUUUGAUAUAUAUCUUUGUCUAAUAAACAUUUUAAUAUGUUUGUAUUUUGACUGAGUUUGUUAUAAGUUUGCUUUUGGAAUCUGUAAGGUUGUUAAUUUCACCUAGGAUAAGUCUUUCCUUAUUUUCAUUUGCUUAUCAAUUUUCUAGGCUACCCAAAACUAAGCAUGGAAGGCUUGAUUUAUAGAAAAAACUAUAAAUUAAAAAUAAAAUACAAUAGAUACUGUUAUUUGGGGGUAACAGCAACUAAACUGUUCCCUACUGUUGGGUGUUCUCAGUCAGCAGAGAUGACAAAGGCUCAAUUCUAUAAGGCUGUCUUGUGAAGGAAAGUCAUUUCAAUCUUAUUUUUUUUGCUUUUUGAGAAAAAGUGGGAGAGGAGAAGAAGGAACCUGUGUUGUAGAGGGGACUAGUAGCACAGUGAUAAGGCACUUGGUUCUUAAGUAGUCAAAGAGCAUACUUUCAAUUCGUGUUCACCAUUCCUUCAGGAUUCUUUCUGUCACCUCUAGUAUUCACUGUUUGUGAGAGUGGAGAUUCAUUCUCCAAGCUUGUGGAUUGGCUUCUGAGUGUUUUGUUACCAGACUAAGUAACAUCUUCAGCGGAAUUUAGAGAAUGUCAGUGUUGGUCUUCUGCUACUGUAAUACUACUGUAAUAUACUUUCCUGUUAGUUCUAUAUUCAUCAAUCAAAAAAUGAUAGUUAACUUACUGAACUAUAUAACUAUGAAAGUUAACUGAAGUAACUUUCUAGUCAUAAGAAAUUGCCUUAUUGUUCCAUCCUAUUUAGCACCAGAAGAGGAUUAAGAGAGAAAUCCAGGAGUCCGUGGGUUUAAAUAUGUUACUUUGCUAAAUUAUAUUACUUAUGUUUAUUUAUGUAUUAUGUAUUAUAUGAAUAAAUAACUUGAUUCCUGUUCAAAA
Molecule: messenger RNA, 3760 nt
Organism: Crotalus tigris (Tiger rattlesnake)
Lineage: Eukaryota; Metazoa; Chordata; Lepidosauria; Squamata; Viperidae
Gene: HJURP
Product: Holliday junction recognition protein
Exons: 12
Coding region: 103-2316 (737 amino acids)
Biological process (GO): CENP-A containing chromatin assembly
Cellular component (GO): chromosome, centromeric region
Molecular function (GO): histone binding
Source: RefSeq, a predicted model, not a curated record